Zymoseptoria tritici IPO323 is the source of this 1533-nucleotide messenger RNA. RefSeq lists its product as uncharacterized. The coding region runs from base 171 to 1265 and encodes 364 amino acids. Gene Ontology annotation, molecular function: mannose-1-phosphate guanylyltransferase (GTP) activity; GTP binding. The transcript is spliced from 3 exons. The record is from RefSeq and is a predicted model, not a curated record. Gene Ontology annotation, cellular component: cytoplasm. Gene Ontology annotation, biological process: GDP-mannose biosynthetic process; cell wall mannoprotein biosynthetic process. Lineage: Eukaryota; Fungi; Ascomycota; Dothideomycetes; Mycosphaerellales; Mycosphaerellaceae.
CAUUGACGAACAACAACUCCAAGGACACCGCGAAAUACUCAGACCGCUACCAGCUCGACCUUGUACUCCAUCGCAAGGCCUCUUAUACUCUCGUUCCAAGACACUCGACCCCUCCCCACGACCUCGAGAAUCUCCCGCAGCUUCCACUACCCCCACGACCACCACCCAGCAUGAAGGCUCUCAUUCUCGUCGGCGGCUUCGGCACGCGUCUUCGCCCGCUCACCCUCACGCUCCCCAAGCCCUUGGUCGAGUUCGGAAACCGUCCCAUGAUCCUCCACCAGAUCGAGGCACUCGCCGCCGCCGGCGUGACCGACAUUGUCCUCGCCGUGAACUACCGACCCGAGAUGAUGACCGCUGCGCUCAAGAAGUACGAGGAGAUCUUUAAUGUCAAAAUUACAUACUCAGUGGAGACAGAGCCACUCGGCACGGCUGGUCCGCUGAAGCUCGCGGAGAAGAUUCUGGGCAAAGACGACUCGCCUUUCUUCGUGCUGAACUCGGAUGUCAUCUGUGACUUCCCCUUCCAAGAGCUCGUCAAGUUCCACAACGCGCACGGUCAAGAGGGUACGAUCGUCGUGACCAAGGUCGAGGAGCCGUCAAAGUACGGUGUGGUCGUGCACAAGCCGGAUCACCCAUCGCGCAUUGACCGAUUCGUCGAGAAGCCAAUCGAGUUCGUCGGCAACCGCAUCAACGCUGGUAUCUACAUCCUCAACCCAUCAGUCUUGAGCCGUAUUGAGCUACGCCCGACUUCGAUCGAGCAGGAGACUUUCCCAGCCAUUGUCAAGGACGGUCAACUCCAUUCUUUCGACUUGGAGGGUUUCUGGAUGGAUGUCGGUCAGCCCAAGGAUUUCCUCAGCGGUACUUGCCUGUAUCUUUCCUCCCUCACGAAAAAGGGCAGCAAACUCCUCACCCCAACCAGCGAAUCGUACGUCAACGGCGGCAAUGUCAUGAUUGAUCCAUCGGCGACGAUCGGCCAGAACUGCAAGAUCGGACCAAAUGUCACCAUCGGACCUAAUGUCGUUGUUGGUGAUGGCGUUCGUCUCCAAAGAUGUGUGCUCCUGGCGGGCAGCAAGGUGAAGGAGCACGCCUGGAUCAAGAGCACGAUUGUUGGAUGGAACAGCACAGUCGGUCGAUGGGCACGAAUGGAGAACGUGUCGGUGCUCGGUGACGAUGUGACGAUUGGCGACGAGAUCUACUGCAACGGUGCUUCGGUGCUUCCUCACAAGAGCAUCAAGGCCAACGUCGACACUCCGGCGAUUAUCAUGUAAUUUCUUGACGAUAUUUCAAUCCUCCGCGCACGACAUCCUCAUCUUGGCUCGGCACUCUCGCAUGGAGGAUCAGCCACUCGAAUCUCAUCUCACCACUUUGGGCCACAAGGCGUCCGGGAAGGCAAUCAAAAAGCAGUGAUGACGGCGUAAACACAAAAACAGGUAUACACUGGGCAAGGCCACGGCGUUCAUGGCGUAAUAAGCAGCCGCCUGUCAGGCUGUCACUACUGUACUUGCUUCGUAGUACUAGUGUUUGUCCCGUGAUCCC